Molecule: messenger RNA, 2273 nt
Organism: Podarcis muralis (Common wall lizard)
Lineage: Eukaryota; Metazoa; Chordata; Lepidosauria; Squamata; Lacertidae
Source: RefSeq, a predicted model, not a curated record
GUGCUUUUAAGAGGGGUCGCAGAGAGGGUUACGGUCCCUCUGUUGUUACAGACCCACGCAGGGCACCGGGCUGGCUGCGCGCACGAAGCACUUGGGUUUGGGAGUCACACGAGACGCGAGGCAACUCUUCCCAAAUGGGCCACGCUGCGUAUUGAGAAACAGAGAGAGGCACAGAGGCUUCCUUCUUCAAAUGUUAUCAUACAGAGGGACCAGACCACCAUGGAGAAAGCCAUUGCUGGCCUGCGCCAUGGGGACUUUGAGCUCUCCGAUGUGUUUUACUUCUGCAAAAAGGGGUAUGAAGCGAUUGUGGAAGACGAAGUCACCCAGAGGUUCACCUCGGAGGAGCUGGUCUCCUGGAACCUCCUCACCAGGACCAACGUCAACUUUCACUACAUCAGUUUACGGCUGACCAUCGUGUGGGUCAUUGGCGUCUUCGUUCGCUACUGUCUCCUGCUGCCUCUUCGGGUUACCUUGGCACACAUUGGGAUCCUUUCCAUGAUUUGCGGCAGCACGCUGGUAGGCCAGCUUCCAAACGGGGAAACCAAAGACUGGCUGAGUGACCUUGUCCACCUCACCUGUUCCCGGAUCCUUGUCAGAGCGCUUUCUGGCAACAUUUAUUACCACAACAAGGAGAACAAGCCUAAGAAAGGAGGGAUUUGUGUUGCCAACCACACAUCCCCAAUAGACGUCAUAAUCUUGACCAAUGAUGGCUGUUACGCAAUGGUGGGCCAAGCUCACGGGGGCCUAAUGGGCGUUAUUCAGAGGGCCACUGUCAAAGCCUGCCCACAUGUUUGGUUUGAACGCUCCGAAAUGAAAGAUCGCCACCUGGUGACGAAAAGGUUGAGGGAACACGUUGCGGAUAAGGAGAAGCUGCCCAUUUUAAUUUUCCCAGAAGGCACUUGUAUAAACAACACCUCGGUCAUGAUGUUUAAAAAGGGAAGCUUUGAAAUCGGUGGCACAAUCUACCCAGUUGCUAUCAAGUACGACCCCCAGUUUGGCGACGCCUUCUGGAACAGCAGUAAGCACGGCAUCGUCAGCUAUCUUCUGCGAAUCAUGACCAGCUGGGCCAUCGUGUGCCACGUUUGGUACCUGCCGCCCGUGACGAGAGAGGAAGGAGAAGAUGCCGUUCAGUUUGCUAACAGGGUGAAGUCUGCUAUCGCUCGCCAAGGAGGACUUACGGAAUUGCCCUGGGACGGAGGUUUGAAACGAGCCAAAGUCAAGGAGACUUUCAAGGAAGAGGAGCAGAAGAACUACAGCAAGAUGAUAAUAGGAAAUGGAGCCUUGUCGAGUCGACCAGCAGACUCUGACUGAUCUCUUCUGGCGGACGCUUUCCAUGCCUCAUCGCUAUAGAAACGUGUGGAUUGUCCCCCCCCCAUUAGAAAAGAGAAGAAAUCAAAGCACCAAGCGUGGGGAGAGCCAAGACAUCGCUUUGUUUUCCCUUCAGCUGUGGCUUGUUGGUUUUGCCACUGUCCGCCGGUGAAUUCUUGCUUUUGAUGUCUGGGAAAAGAGGACUGGAUUGAAGCAGAAUGGAAAAAUUCCAGGCAGCAACUUCUGAAUGAUUGCCCAAGGGGGAUUGUAGAUAAUGAUUAUUAUAAUAAUAAUAGUAAUAAAAAUCGAGCCCAAGUUAUGUAGUUUGUACAAAUAACAGUCAACGUUGUUUAAGUGGUUAUGGAAAGUUUGGGAAACUCCUCUACCGUCACUCUGAUGGAUUGCUGUGUGUUGAUUGUUUGAAUAGGUGGUCUAACAUUUCGAUGGCUUGUUUUCGAUGGGUGUAUUUUUGUUGUUGCCGAGAAGUUUUUAGGGAGGAAGUGAAUGUCAUUUAGUGUUAACCAGGAUGAACAGCUAGAAAAAUGAAACCUCGACUGGUGGCUGUUCUUGACAGUUGCAGUGAGGAACCAAAACAGCCUGCAGACAUUGUUUUUAUUUUUGUUCUUUUAAAAAGGUUGCUUCUUAUAGAAAUCCACUCCAUCUUUCAGAAGAACUGUCUGGGAAAAAUGUUUGAUCCAGUCUGGGGGGCCACUGUCCCACCCCUUGCAGAACGGAGAAGAGCAAGUGGUUGAAACGCUCAAUUUUUUAAAAAAUCACUCUUCUCCCUUUGUAAUAAAACGCUAAAAAGUCGGAAGGGGAAAAAAUACUGGAGGUAAACAUUGUCUGAUGAAAUGCACUUCUUCCAUGGUCUGUGUUGGCAGCAGCCCUAUAUGUGUAUCUGUCACUUCCUGUAUGAGAAAUGUUAUGUUGCCUUAUUGUAAAUUGAAAUAAAUUCUAUAUUUCUA